GAUGCACCCUGGAGGAGCUGAAUGCAGGACCACAGCUUCCUCCGUGCAAUCUCCAAACAGGAAAUCUGAGAUUCAUAACAUCGUAUAGUUUGGCUUGCCAUCACUGGUCAUGCGGUGGGCCCGAAAUAAACUCCCUGCUUCAAAGGAGAGUGUUUCAGAGCCGCCAGGCAGAGCAGCCAGACGCUCAGGGCCAGGGCAGAAGGAACACUCAGGGAGCAUGUGCUGAACUAAGACACUCUCAAGAAAAUCCUUUUGUCCCCCCUGAACGGCCCCCUUGUGUCACAGCCUAACAGGGUUUUCUGGUUUGCAGCUUCCUCCUCCCCACGAGUGUCUCCUCUGGAGGCCAGGGUGAGGGGGCAAGGGAUGGCCACAGAGAUCAGUGCUCCGGGCGCACAGCGCGCCAUUGGGAACGAGGAGUACAACCUGUACAGCAGCCUGAGCGAGGAUGAGCUGGUCCAGAUGGCCAUAGAGCAGAGCCUGGCUGACAAGCCGCGGGGCCCAACCACUGCUGAGGCCUCCGUGUCCACACGUGCCAACCGUGAACCUGCCCAUUUCUACCCAUGGACCAGGUCCACAGUGCCUCAGGAGCGCACAGCGGCCUCUGCCCACAUGGGCCUGUUCCAGGGGGUCAUGCAGAAAUACAACCGCAGCAAGACCUCCCAGCUGGCGCCCGUGGACCCUGUGCUGAAGGCCAUCAAGGAGGACGAUGAAGAGGCCUUGAAGGCUAUGAUCAAGGCGGGGAAGAAUCUGGCCGAGCCCAACAAGGACGGCUGGCUGCCGCUGCACGAGGCGGCCUACUAUGGCCAGCUGAGCUGCCUGCAGGCCCUGCAUCGAGCGUACCCAGCAACAGUCGACCAGCGCACCCUGCAGGAGGAAACGGCCCUUUACCUGGCAACAUGCAGGGGACACCUGAACUGCCUCCAAUCCCUGCUUCAAGCUGGGGCCGAGCCCGACAUCUCCAACAAAUCCCGAGAAACACCUCUCUACAAAGCCUGUGAGCGCAAGAACGUGGAGGCAGUGAGGAUUCUGGUGCAGUACAACGCGGACACCAACCAUCGCUGCAACCGAGGCUGGACGGCUCUGCAUGAGUCUGUUUCUCGUAAUGACCUGGAGGUCAUGGAGAUCCUGGUGAGCAGAGGUGCCAAGGUGGAAUCCAUGAACGCCUACGGCAUCACCCCCCUGUUCGUGGCUGCCCAGAGCGGGCAGCUGGAGGCCCUGAGGUUCCUGGCCAAGCACGGUGCUGACAUCAACACGCAGGCCAGCGACAGCGCGUCGGCGCUCUACGAGGCCUGCAAGAACGAGCACGAGUCAGUGGUGGAGUUCCUGCUGUCGCAGGGCGCCGACGCCAACAAGGCCAACAAGGACGGCAUGCUUCCGCUCCACGUCGCCUCCAAGAAGGGCAACUACAGGAUCGUGCAGAUGCUGCUGCCGGUGACCAGCCGCACGCGCGUGCGCCGGAGCGGCAUCAGCCCGCUGCACCUGGCGGCCGAGCGCAACCACGACGAGGUGCUGGAGGCGCUGCUGGGCGCGCGCUUCGACGUGAACGCGCUGCUGGCGCCCGAGCGCGCGCGUCUCUACGAGGACCGUCGGACCUCUGCGCUCUACUUCGCCGUGGUCAACAACAACGCGUACGCCGCCGAACUGCUGCUGCAGGGCGGCGCCGACCCCAACUGCGACGUCAUCAACCCCCUGCUCGUGGCCAUCCGCCAGGGCUCCCUGCGCAUCAUGCAGCUGCUGCUGGACCAUGGCGCCAACAUUGAUGCCUACAUCGCCACGCACCCCACCUCCUUUCCCGCUACCAUCAUGUUCUCCAUGAAAUACCUGUCGCUGCUCAAGUUCCUCAUGGACCUCGGUUGCAAUGGCGAGCCCUGCUUCUCGUGCAUGUACGGCAACGGCCCGCACCCGCCCGCACCCGCCCCUUCCAGCAGGUUCAACCACGUGCCGGCCAGGGACAAGGCGCCCGGCGUGGUCCAGUUCUGCGAGAUCCUGUCUGCCCCUGAGAUGAGCCACUGGGCGGGGCCCAUCAUCGAUGUCCUCCUGGACUAUGUGGGCAACGUGCAGCUCUGCUCGCGGCUGAAGGAGCACAUUGACAGCUACGACGACUGGGCUGUCAUCAAGGAGAAGGCAGAACCUCCAAGACCUCUGGCUCACCUUUGCAGGCUACAAGUUCGAAAGGCCAUUGGGAAAUACCGUAUAAAACUCCUGGACACGUUGCCACUCCCAGGCAGGCUGAUUCGAUACCUGAAGUACGAGAAUACCCAGUAACUGGGGCACGUGGAGAAGGAGUAUUCCUCAAACUGUUCCACUAAAUCUCAGGAUGGCAGUGUCCCCAAAUCCAGAGGGACCUGGUGACAAACGAGGCUGUGGGCUGUUCCCACUGAGCUGGGGCAGCUACGGGGACCUCACCAGGACUCUGGGCCAGAGCGGUGUCCAGAGCAGAGAACGGAACAUGUCAAGUAGGAAGAAAAUCGUGUUUAUUCUCGAAAGGAAGAGUAGAUCCCAGACCUUCUCUGCCAUCAGGAACGGCAGGAACCUCCAUUCCUGGGGUGGGGAGGCGGGCAGGGAACAACUCGGGCAGGCCGUGCUGGAGCGCUCCCGGGGGGGAGUCUCUGCCUGGACAACCCUGCACAGCUGGCUCCUGUCCCUGCUCUGCUCUGCGAACCUUUCCACUGGAUGUCUGAGCUUCCUCCCCGAAGGUGUGGCCGGGUGGGGGUGGGGAGACCCUCAGUCCCAGACGGCUUCCCUAAGUACAAUAAAUGUUGCUCAGACGCCCCCUCGCCCAGUGCAGUCCCUCUCACUAGACACCCCCAGGGCCUGGGGUCCUCGGCCCUGCUCGUGGUGGGACUAGGGGUGCAGCAGGGGCUGGGCACAGGACACACAGACCCCUGAACAAG
This is a messenger RNA of Molossus molossus (Pallas's mastiff bat), 2894 nucleotides long. RefSeq names its product ankyrin repeat and SOCS box containing 2 (gene ASB2). The record is from RefSeq and is a predicted model, not a curated record. The transcript has 10 exons. Bases 364 to 2265 code for a protein of 633 amino acids. Gene Ontology annotation, cellular component: cytoplasm. Gene Ontology annotation, molecular function: protein binding. Gene Ontology annotation, biological process: intracellular signal transduction. NCBI's taxonomy places the organism in Eukaryota, Metazoa, Chordata, Mammalia, Chiroptera, Molossidae.